This is a messenger RNA of Penicillium psychrosexuale, 297 nucleotides long. RefSeq lists its product as uncharacterized. The coding region runs from base 1 to 297 and encodes 98 amino acids. NCBI's taxonomy places the organism in Eukaryota, Fungi, Ascomycota, Eurotiomycetes, Eurotiales, Aspergillaceae. The record is from RefSeq and is a predicted model, not a curated record. The transcript is spliced from 2 exons.
AUGGGAAGCUUCAGUGACAAACAAUUUGAGCGCCUCUUGGCAGGCCUGGAUCAGAAUACUGAUAGCGAGCCGUUUGAAAAUUUUCUUAGCAACCUAGAGGAUAUGCCGGAUAUUGCGGCAUUCAGUUCCUUUUGCGACCUAACCCUCGUCCCGAUGAUUAGUAACUACCCAGAAAGCCUUCUUUCCUUCCUCCCGCUCCUACUAAUUGAAGAGGAGGCUCUUGGCUACCUAAAGGAUAAGCCUCCGGCCUCUAUAACCGAUAGUAAGUUUAAUAUCAGUAUUAUCGAUUUCCUAUAA